Molecule: messenger RNA, 3111 nt
Organism: Rotaria sp. Silwood2
Lineage: Eukaryota; Metazoa; Rotifera; Eurotatoria; Philodinida; Philodinidae
Source: the annotation of a GenBank genome assembly
AUGAUUCAAUAUGUCAUUGAGGAAGAAGCUCGACUUCGUCAAAUAGCUUCUUACAAAGCCGAUAAUUGUCAACGUGUAAUAGAUUUAUUAAAACAACGCGCCUGCAAUCUUCUAUCUGAGUUGGUGCUUUCAAAUAAUGCUGAUCUUCAGAAGAUGGAACAGUUGGUUCAGUUAAAAGCAAAUUGUUAUCAGGAACAAGAGUAUGGGCCUCUAGGUCUGUUGGGAAAGCUGUUAAAUCAGAAUAAAAACCCUAUUCGGCUCGAUAUCGUUCGAUUUCUUGUGGAAACUGAUGAAGACGGUAAAUUUGCUUUAACAAAAAUAGAUGACCAACAGCAAACAUGCCUAUCUCUAUCGAGAAAACAUUCAGAAUCGAUGCAAGGUGUAACGGAUUAUUUGCAACAACAGCUUGAUGCUUUCUUAAACAAAAUUCCAUUCACGCAUCCUGAAAUAGAUGUCAACGAGGUGGCACAUUGGAUUCGUCGAGGUGCUAAUCCAGAAGCGAUAGAUGAAGAUCAAAAUACUGUUCUUUUGAAUGCUGUUCUCGCCAAUAACGUUGAUCUCACUCGAGUUCUCGUCGCCAAUGGCUGCAACACGAACCACCCAAAUAAAGCCAACAAGACGCCACUUCAAAUUGCUAAAAGUGCUACAGAGAGAAAUGCUCGAUUGAUAGCAGUUCUGCGUGAACAGAAGGUCAGCAAUCAAUUAGGACAAUUAAUUAGCGAGAAAAAGUCACAAUUAAGAAAAGAAGAAAUUUAUGAUUAUUUGGAAAAAGGUGCCAAUAUCAAUGCACGCAUUAAAAAUAGUGAUUCAUUUCUUCAUCAUUUAAUUACUAAUGAUGGUGCACCAGAAAUGGUGACCGCUUUUGUUAGUGAAUUCAAUGCAGAUAUAUUUGCAACAAACAAUCAAGGACUUCGACCAAUAGAGGUGUGUAUUCUGCAUGAUAAGAAACCAUUUACGGUUCUUCGUACCUUUUUAAAACUGCCGAGAGUAUCGACAGAUGUACUAUUCAAUGAUAUAUCAAAGAAGAGCAUCCAUCAAUUUGCUAUCGAGCAAGACCUACAUGAAAGUGCUUAUAUAAUUCAGAAAGAAUUGAAUACACGUUUAUGGAUUUGUCUUACAAACGCCACACCUAAUGAUGACCGAAAUCAGAGUAUUCUGUCUGAAGCGCGAAAGCUAGUCGACUACGGAGCUGAAAUAGAUCAUCGACAUAAUGAAAAUGACCAAUAUAAUGGGUGGUCUGUUUUGCAUGUAGCAUGUAAAACGACGACAAAAUCAUUCAUCAAAUAUCUUGUCCAAAACCUGAAAGCAAGUUGUGCGUUAAAGAAUUCAAAUGGUGAUUAUCCAAUAUCUAUUGCAGCUAAAUAUAAUCAACUUGAAAUCGUUCAAACUCUAAGAGAAUGUCGUCACGUUGAGUUAAAUGUUUUCAAUAACAAGUAUGAUACUCCAUUGCAUUUAGCAGCGGAAAAUCAUCAUUAUCGCACUGUUCGAUACUUAGUUCUAUGGGGUGCUAAUGAAGAGGCUCGGAAUUCAGCGAACGAGACGCCACUUGUUUCAGCGCGAAGAAGUCAAUCCAGAAACAAAGAAGAGCAAAUUGAAAAGGAGAGAACUGUUGAAUUUCUUCAGAAACUAGCUCCUUCAAAAGAUUACACCACGCGAGAAGGACAAAUGAAGCAGACUACACCAAUAACAGAUCUAGACACAUGUGAAUUGGUGACACAUAUUGAUGUUCAUGAAAUACACCGAAAUGCUCCUGAUCACAAGACGAAAAAUGGUAUCAAAUUGCUCGUAGUUGUUGAUCGUGGACUCAACGAUAAACUGCAUGUCGCUGCUAAAAACGGAAAUGUUUCGAUGUUUAGACAAGCGAUGGACGAUGGUGCUGAUAUCUGCUAUCUUCAAAAUGGAAGGAGCCCUUACAAAGUAGCAAAAGAUUCAGCCGCAAAGUAUAUCAUGAUAGCAGAAUCAAAAUCAACAAGCAGCAAAUAUCGUCGAAAGUUUUGUACUAUGGUACUAGGCUGUCAACAAAUUGCUGAUGAGCUCCUUCAGCUGGGGAGAACACAACUUAUAGAAUCGAUUAAACAAUCAAAUCCCGAUCGUGUUAUGGCUUACUGUGAAUGUGGAAUACAGAUAACACCUGAGUUACUCAAUAUUGCUUGCAUGUCAUCUGACAAUGUUGAAAUUAUCGAUUAUCUUAUUAAAAAAGACCGCACUGUCUAUGAAGCCAUGUAUAACUACACUACAUCUGAUUCUCCAUAUCACCUUGCCAAGAAAAACAAAUUUAACCGUGUUGCUAAUUAUAUAAAAUAUCGGCUAUCCAUCGACUGUACAGAAGCUAUCAAGAAAAAUGAUCUAGAACUUGUUAAGCGGCUCAUUCGUGCCGGUGCAAAUGUCGACUUAGCGGACACAAAUAAUUUAAUAGAAGCACUAUGUCACAAAAAUGCCCUAUUAGUUCAGACUCUUUGUGAAAAUGGAGCUAAAAUACCUAGUGAAUGGCUUCAGUCAGAUAGCGUCGUGCUCCCGGCAUCUAUUUCAGAAGAAAUGAACGAUGAUAUUGCAUUUACCAUCAAUCGUAAUUUGAUUGAUCGCAGACUUCGUCUUGCUGCCGCAACUGGCGAUUUCGAUUUGCUCGUCAAAUGUCAGCGAUUAGGUGCUGAUAUUAAUUCGAAAAACUGUCGGGGUUCAACGGCUCUCCUUUGUACAAUUCAGUACGGAGACUAUGUUCAAAUUGUGCGUUCGCUCGUAUCGCGCGGAGCAACUAUGUUACACUCGAAUGAGGACGAACCCAUGUCAGUUAUAGAGCUCUGUAAGCAGAAAAACUAUACAGAAAUAGAACAAUACUUAACAAUGCAACUCGGCUCACAGUUUUCUACUUCUAUAAUAGACGAUGAUAGGCAGAGUGCAGCAGCUUUCGCAGCACUCGGUGCGAAUUUUAACUAUCAAGAUGAACAACAACGAACACCACUGCAUUAUGCAGUACAGUAUCAUGGUAUUGAUCUUGUUGCAUGGCUCUGCGAACGUGGCAGUAAUCCGAUGUCAGCUGAUCGUAAUGGUGACUAUGCAAUAACUCUAGCAGCCGAGAAAGGUAUAAUCUUCCUUUUCAUCGAAGCAGCUUAG